This is a messenger RNA of Daldinia caldariorum, 1014 nucleotides long. RefSeq lists its product as uncharacterized. NCBI's taxonomy places the organism in Eukaryota, Fungi, Ascomycota, Sordariomycetes, Xylariales, Hypoxylaceae. The record is from RefSeq and is a predicted model, not a curated record. The transcript has 3 exons. Bases 1 to 1014 code for a protein of 337 amino acids.
AUGGCGCCGUCGGGGACCUUUGUUACGACUGUACACCCUUUCGAAUCUCCAACAGCGCACGCCUGUGCUUAUGAGAUCGGCCUCCCCAACGCAAGAAACGCUUUGGUCUUUAUCGGUGGGCUCGGCGAUGGUCCUCAUACAGUACCAUACCCGCGGGCGAUAGCUAAGCGUCUAGAAACAGAACCCGACCUAAGCUAUUCUGUCUUCGAAUUUAGGUUGUCUAGCUCUUUUACAGGCUUCGGAUUCGGCCGUCUAGCUAACGAUGUAGCCGAUAUAUCGGCCAUAGUCAAGUAUCUACGAAGCAUAGGAAAGCAGCAUAUAGUCUUAUUAGGACAUUCCACCGGAAGCCAGGAUUGUAUGGAAUAUACUUCGCCAUCCCAUAACGCCCCGCCGGUUGAAGGGUAUAUACUUCAGGCACCAGUAUCUGAUCGCGGCGCAAUAGCGUCAGAGAUAGGCGGAUCCAAACUAGAUGAAAGUCUCAAGAUUGCCAAAGAGCUCAUCACCUCUGGCAGAGGUCAUGAGCGUAUGCUACCGGAAAAUCUCUCAAAAUCUUUCUACGAUACACCGAUAUCUGCGUCACGGUGGUACGCGCUUGGAGCAGUAGAUGGCGAAGACAAUUACUUUGACCCCGAACUCCCGGAUGAAGUCAUUGAGCCUUAUUGGAAACGAGUAGACAAGCCAAUCCUUAUACUUCAUUCCGGGAACGAUGAAUAUGUACCUAGUUCUAUCGAUAAAGAUGCGCUGGUUAAGCGUUGGGGUACACUUUGCCGGCCAGGUAUCGCGACAGGAAAGUCCUGGCGGGGAUGCGGUUCGCACAUUCCGUCCGCUCUUGCGGGGGUCCCGGAGAAGCAGUGGUGCACCUGCCAGCCGCGAGUUACGGUUGACGGAAAGCCGUACCCUCCGGCUGCGAAGAUGGCCCUUCCCGGCCUUUCUUGGCUUGGUAGUUUGUUCGGAAGCGGAGGUGGGCAGGCUACGGGAAAUAAGGAUAUAAAGAAUAACAAGGGGGAGCUUUGA